AUGGCGGACCCCCUGUGCCGCUGCCUGGAGGCCGUGCGCGCUCCCGCCGCCGCCGCGGGGCCGCGCCUCGUGCGCGCGCUGGGCGCGCUCCGGGUCCGCACGGCACGUGACCGCGGCGGGGGGGAGGCCGCGCGCAUCCGGGAGCUGGGCGGGGUGCGCGCGCUCGUGGGGCUGCUGAGGGAGUGGGGGAGGGCCAGGAGGGCAGCGGAGGCUACACGGGAGCGAGCGGAGGAGAGACGGGAGCGAGCACCGGAGAGACCGGAUACACCGGAGGCUACACGGGAGCGAGCGGAGAGACGGGAGCGAGCGGAGCAUCCGGAUACACGGGAGCGAGCGGAGACACCGGAGACACGGGAGCAACGGGAGCGAGCACCGGAGAGACGGGAGCGAGCGAAGGAGACACGGGAACGAGCACCGGAGACACGGGAGCAACGGGAGCGAGCACCGGAGAGACGGGAGCGAGCGAAGGAGACACGGGAGCGAGCACCGGAGAGACCGGAUACACCGGAGGAGACACGGGAGCAACGGGAGCGAGCAGAGACACGGGAGCGAGCACCGGAGACACGGGAGCGAGCGGAGCAUCCGGAUACACGGGAACGGGAUCAACGGAAUCGGGAGUAUCCGGAUAGACGAGAACUGAAACGGGAGCGAGCAGAGACACGGGAGAGACCGGAUACACCCGAACGGGAGCGAGCGGAGCAACGGGAACGGAGACCGGAGACACGGGAGCAUCCGGAUACACGGGAGCAACGGGAGCGAGCGGAGACACGAGAACGGAGACCGGAGACACGGGAACCGGAGCAACGGGAGAGACAUGAACGGGAGUAUCCGGAUACACGGGAGCAACGGGAGCGACCGGAUACACCGGAACGGAAACGGCAGCGACCGGAUGAACGGGAGCAACGGGAACGGGAGCAACGGGAUGGAGAGUACCCGGAUGGACGGAACCGGAAACGGAAGCGUCCGGAUGAAUGGGACCAUUGGGAUGAACGGGACCGGGAGCACCGGGACCGGAAACGGGAGCACCGGAACCGGAAGCGUUGGGAUGAGCUGGAGCUGACGCUGAGUGUGAUCGGGAACGUGUGUACCGAGAGCGGCUGCAGGGGCCAGGCCAGGGCAGAGGGAGCAGUGACAGAGCUGGUGUCUCUCCUGUCCCUGCCUGGCCCCGAGUGCCUCCUGUCCCGUGUGGUUCGUGCCUUGGCCAACCUGGCCCUGGAGCCUGAGGGCGCCCGUGACAUCCUGGAGGCUGGUGCUGCCCCCCUGCUGGUGUCCCUAUGCCGGCUGUGCCGCUCCCCCUCCUGCCUCCACUCCACCUCCCGCGCCCUGAGGAUCCUUGGCUGUUCCCCCCCCCACCGCCGCCUGCUGACCUCCAUGGGCUCCAUCGCCGUGCUGUCCACCCGCCUCUCCUCCCUCCCCCCCUCCCACCCGGCCACCCCCCAGCUGUGCCGUGCCCUGCGCGCGCUCACCCUCCCCCCGUGCCGGCGCCUGCCGGAGCUGCUGCCGGCGCUGCCGGCGCUGGCGCUGCUGGCGGCGGAGCCCGGAGCCCGGAGCCGGAGCCCAGCGCUCGGUGCCAUAGCCAACGCCUGCUCCUGUGCAUCCCUACGGCCUCCAUUGGGGGCGGCCGGGGCGGUGGAGCCACUGCUGGAGGAGCUCCGGCGCCAUAGGGAUGAUGGAGACAGAGCCAGGGCGGUGGAGCCGCUGUUGGAACAGCUCCGGCGCAAUAGGGAUGAUGGAGACAGAGCCAGGGCGGUGGAGCCGCUGUUGGAACAGCUCCGGCGCCAUAGGGAUGAUGGAGACAGAGCCAGGGCGGUGGAGCCACUGUUGGAACAGCUCCGGCGCAAUAGGGAUGAUGGAGACAGAGCCAGGGCGGUGGAGCCGCUGUUGGAACAGCUCCGGCGCCAUAGGGAUGAUGGAGACAGAGCCAGGGCGGUGGAGCCGCUGUUGGAAGAGCUCCGGCGCAAUAGGGAUGAUGGAGACAGAGCCAGGGCGGUGGAGCCGCUGUUGGAACAGCUCCGGCGCCAUAGGGAUGAUGGAGACAGAGCCAGGGCGGUGGAGCCGCUGUUGGAACAGCUCCGGCGCCAUAGGGAUGAUGGAGACAGAGCCAGGGCGGUGGAGCCGCUGUCGGCACAGCUCCGGCGCCAUAGGGAUGAUGGAGACGGAGCCGCCGCGGUCAGAGCCGUGUGCCUGCUGUGCCGCGAGGCCGUGAACCGCGCGCGGAUCAGGGCAGCCGAUGGGCUGCGGGUGAUGCUGGAGCUGCUCCGGAGCCCCCAUUGGAGGCCAUGGAGGGGACGCAUCCUGCAGGCGCUCAGUGCCUUUGCCUAUGAUGAGGAGGCCAUGGAGGCUAUGGAGGCUAUGGGAGCGGUGCCGGUGCUGGUGGGGAUGCUGGGGAGGGGGGGGGGGGACGAGGAGGAGGAGGAGGAAGAGGAUGAAGAGGAAGAGGAGGAUGAGGAGGCAGCAUCAUGGGAUCAGCCAAGGGAUGUGGUGGAGCAGAAGAGGGCAGCGACUGGCAGCUUCCAAGGGCUGAGGUCCUGGCUCCUCUCCGAGUCCCUCUCCCCCCCCCUGGCCCUGCCGCAGGGGGCGUGGCCUCAGGGGGCGUGGCCCGGCCGGGGUCACGUGGGCCCGGUCAUGCUGCUCCUGUCCCGCCUCGCGCUGAGGGCGGAGCCAAGCCCCGCCCUCCUGGCGCCGCGCGUGCUCAGUGGGCUCCUGCGCGCGCUGGGGGGCGGGGCCGGCGGCCAGGCCCCGCCCCCUCCGCUCUUGCCCCGCCUCCUGCAGCGCCUCCUUGGCCACGCCCCCUUCCUCGGCCCCCUGGUCCGGGGCUUCGUCCCCUCCCUACUGCGCAGGCGCCUGGUGCUCGGCCCGGAGGGGAGGGGCCAGAGGGAGCUCGGUGAGGCUCUGCUCCGCACGGUGGCAGCAGUGGCUGCAGCUCCGUUCGGUGUGGGGCUGCUGACCCACAUGAUGCGCUGCGGGAGCGCCCCCACCCGGCUGGCGUGUGCCACUGCACUGCCCCUGCUGGCCAGCAGGCCCUCGUCCCCAGCCCAUGAUCUCCUAUGGGGGGGGGGGGCUGUGGCCCUGCUGCUGUCGGCUGUGGCCCAAGGCCCCAGCUCAGCCUUCGAGCCCCCCCCUGGGUUCCUGCUCUACGCGGCCGACGCCAUCGCCAUGCUGCGGGAACACGCUAAGGACACGCCAAGGGGUCAUGUGAGCGCGGAGGAACAUGCUAAGGACACGGCAAGGGGUCAUGUGAUCACAGAGGAACAUGCUAAGGACACGCCAAGGGGUCAUGUGAUCGCGGAGGAACACGCUAAGGACACGCCAAGGGGUCACGUGGGUGACGCCAAGGACAUGCCAAGGGGUCACAUGAGCACGGAGGAACACGCUAAGGACAUGCCAAGGGGUCACGUGAGCGCGGAGGGACAUGCCAAGGACAUGGGAAUGAAUCAUAUGGACAUGGAACAUGCUAAGGACACGCUAGGACACGCUAUGGACACGGCAAUGGAUCCUAUGGACACGACAAUGGAGGAUGCUCUGGAGCAAGGCAGCAAGGAUGAGGUCCCCCCCAUGGAUCCAUGGGGCUUCGGGAGCCGCCUGCCCCCCCUCCUGUCCCCUCUGCCCCAUGGCCCCAGUGGGGAGGGGGGAGGCUCUAGGACCCAUCCAUUCCCCACCUCUCCCAUCCCAUCCCCAUUGGAUCCCAAUUCAUCCCCAUUGGGUUCCAGUCCAUUCCCAUUGGAUCCCAGUCGAUCCCCAUUGGGUUCCAGUCCAUUCCCAUUGGAUCCCAGUCGAUCCCCAUUGGGUUCCAGUCCAUCCCCAUUGGGUUCCAAUGCAUCUCCAUUGGGUUCCAAUCCAUUUCCGACCCCAUUCCCAAGCUCCAUCUCAUCUCCAUUGGAUCCCAGUCGAUCUCCAUUAGAUCCCAGUCCAUCUCCAUUGGGUUCCAUUGCAUCCCCAUUGGAUCCCAGUCCAUCCCCAUUGGCUCCCAGUCCAUCCUCGCGCUCUGCCCUCAGCUCCUCCUCCCCCGUGCUGGAGGCCAUGCUUGGAGGACCGUACCUAGAGCGUCACCAGGGGGCGCUGCGCAUGGGCAGAGCGCCGCUCCGUCCCCUCCUCUUGCUGCUCCACUUCCUGCACGGCUGCCGCCCCCGCGCAUGCGCGCUCUGGUCCCUCCCCCUGUCCCCCGGGGUGGGCGGGGCCACGCUGGCGCUGGCGCGCCGCCUGCUGGUGACGCAAGCGCGCCGCCUGGAGGCGUGCGUGGCGCGGCGCGUGCGCGCCCCCGCGGGCGCGCUCUGGGCGCUGGCCGAGCGCUGGGGGUCGGCGGCGGUGGCGCGCCGGGCGGCGCGCGCGCUGCUGGGCGGGGGGGCGGGGCCACGGCAGGGGGCGGGGCAGGGGGCGGGGCCACGGGAGGUGGCGCGCCGGCUGCGCGCGGCGGCGCGCCGGGCGCGCUGGCCACGCCUCCUGGCGCAGGCGCUCACGGUGCAGAAGCCUCGGCCGCCCCCCCCCGGCCUUGGGGAGCUGGAUCGGCUCCUGCGGGACCUGAAUGCGACACAGAACAGCAUCACAGAUGAGCUCCUGGCCCAGAAGCCUCCCAAGGACCCAGGUGCCCCAUUGGCUACUAGCGAGGAUGGAGCAGGGCCUGCACCCCCCCCCAGCACCCCCUCUGCAGCCACCCAGGAGCUGGAUGCGCUCAUGGCCUCCCUGUCCCUGUUCCACCUCCAGCACCAGGCUGUGCUGGCGCUGGGCCGGCGCUGGCACCCGCGUCACUUCCGGUGCGCCGCGUGCGCGCGCCCGCUGGGGGGCGGGGCCUCCUUCUACGAGCGCCAUGGCGCCCCCUACUGCCCGGAGGACUACGGGCGCCUGUGCGGGCGCGCAUGCGCGGCCUGCGGCCGGCCCGUGCUGCGCGUGCGCGGCGGGGGGGUCACGUGGUGGUUCAUGACCCAUGACCUCCGCCCCUACUGCCCGCGUGACUACGGGCUCCUGUUUGGGACCCGCUGCCUUGGCUGCUCCUCCCCCAUCCUGGAGGACUUUGUGGAGGCUCUGGAGGGAAUGUGGCACCCGGAGUGCUUCGUGUGCGCGGUGAGACCAUAG
Molecule: messenger RNA, 5070 nt
Organism: Melopsittacus undulatus (budgerigar)
Lineage: Eukaryota; Metazoa; Chordata; Aves; Psittaciformes; Psittaculidae
Gene: ARMC5
Product: armadillo repeat containing 5
Exons: 16
Coding region: 1-5070 (1689 amino acids)
Biological process (GO): anatomical structure morphogenesis
Cellular component (GO): cytosol
Molecular function (GO): protein binding
Source: RefSeq, a predicted model, not a curated record